AUGAAACGUUUUGUGUUUGCUCUAGCAUGGACUUUUGCUCUUCUGCUAGCUUCUUCGUUGGCUCAUGCUGCUAUUGUGGAACACACUUUCAAUGUGGAGGACAUUCCUGUACAACGUUUGUGUCGUCGACAAGUGAUCACGGCCGUUAAUGGAACAUUGCCAGGACCAACAAUUAACGUUCGAGAGGGUGAUACUCUUGUGGUUCACGUAUUCAACAAGUCGCCCUACAAUCUUACUAUUCAUUGGCAUGGAAUUCUUCAAUUUUUAACUGCUUGGUCAGACGGUCCUGAAUUUGUAACCCAAUGCCCAAUACCUUCUGGUAGCAGUUAUACAUAUAAAUUUAACAUAACAGGACAAGAAGGGACACUUUGGUGGCAUGCCCACUCAUCUUUUCUACGUUCCACUGUCUAUGGUGCCCUUAUCAUUCGACCACGACUCGGACACUCCUACCCUUUCCCUAAAGUUUAUCAAGAAGUGCCCAUCCUGCUUGGAGAGUGGUGGAAUGCUAAUGUUGUAGAGGUUGAGAACAAUGCAACAGAAACUGGAAAGCCGCCAAUUCCCUCAGAUGCCUACACAAUCAAUGGCUUACCUGGCGAUACAUAUAACUGCUCUAAAAAUCAAAUGUUCGAGCUCAAAGUGAAGCAAGGAAAAACCUACAUGCUACGCAUUAUCAAUGCUGCACUCAAUGAGCAACACUUCUUCAAGAUCGCCAACCACACAUUCACAGUGGUAGCCAUCGAUGCAGCAUACACCAAACACUACAACACCGAUGUUGUCGUGCUUGCUCCAGGCCAAACCGUAGAUGUCCUUCUCAACACAAACCAAGUCGUGGGUUCUUACUACAUGGUCUUCACUCCAUACCAUUCAGCCCCAGGCGUAACAAUCAACAACUUCAACACAACAGGAGUGGUCGUUUACGAGGGUGCCACGUCAGCAAAAAAGCCCAUCAUGCCAGACCUCCCGGCCCAAACGGACACUCCAACAGCCCACAAGUUUUACACCAACAUCACUGGGCUGGCUGGUGGGCCCCACUGGGUACCCGUGCCACGUCACGUGGAUGAGCACAUGUUCAUCACGUUUGGGAUUGGCUUCGAAGUUUGCAACAACGUUUCAAGCCCAAACGGUUGUUCUGGGCAACCUCCACUUUCUGCCAACAUGAAUAAUGAGUCAUUUGUGCUACCAAGGGGUAAAGGGUCAUCAAUGUUGGAAGCGUUUUACCGUAAUAAUGUUAAUGGGGUGUACACUAGAGAUUUUCCGAAUCAGCCUCCUUUUGUUUUUGACUAUACCAAUCCAUCGUUGAUGACCGAUUUUAUGGCCGUUGCGUUUGCACCCAAAUCAACCAAGGUUAAGACAUUUAAGUUCAAUUCAACGGUGGAGAUUGUGCUUCAGAACACCGCCAUCAUUGCUCCGGAGAACCACCCUAUUCACAUUCAUGGCUUCAAUUUCCAUGUUUUGGCUCAAGGGUUUGGGAACUACAACUCCACCAGAGAUGAACCAAAGUUCAAUUUUGUUAACCCGCAAAUACGUAACACCGUUUCUGUGCCAGUGGGAGGAUGGGCCGUCAUUAGAUUCCAAGCGAAUAAUCCAGGUGUAUGGCUUGUGCACUGCCAUUUGGAAACUCAUUUGCCAUGGGGGCUAGCCAUGGCUUUCGAGGUUCAGAAUGGGCCUACCCGUUCAUCCACUUUGCCUCCGCCACCAGCUGAUCUUCCCAAGUGUUAA
Molecule: messenger RNA, 1719 nt
Organism: Abrus precatorius (Indian licorice)
Lineage: Eukaryota; Viridiplantae; Streptophyta; Magnoliopsida; Fabales; Fabaceae
Product: laccase-7-like
Exons: 6
Coding region: 1-1719 (572 amino acids)
Biological process (GO): lignin catabolic process
Cellular component (GO): apoplast
Molecular function (GO): copper ion binding; hydroquinone:oxygen oxidoreductase activity
Source: RefSeq, a predicted model, not a curated record